Molecule: messenger RNA, 221 nt
Organism: Protopolystoma xenopodis
Lineage: Eukaryota; Metazoa; Platyhelminthes; Monogenea; Polystomatidea; Polystomatidae
Source: the annotation of a GenBank genome assembly
UCCAACUCGAUCCCUAUUUGGAAGACUCCAUUUGCUCUCACUGCUCCAGCUCACCAGGCUUCUACUUCUGCCGAGACAGUGGCUGCUUUGCCUAUUUCUGUCCUUCAUGUUGGAGUCGCGUCCAUGCCCAACCCGAAAUACGCCAUCACCAACCCUUACGACGAACCAUAAAUGUCAGCGCUGGGCGGCACAAAGCGUUGAUGAAUCAAAUCGGCAAUUAA